AGUGUACCCUCCCGAUGUGAGAGGUGGCGGCCGCCGGGCACCAGUGAUCGGUGCAAGUGCUCGCUUUGGCUAGGCAUAUAGCCAGGGAUCGGCCCGCCGCGCAUAUAGUGGCACGGCACAGAUGAGUAGCGCCUCUGACGUCGUAGAUGCGGCGCGAGGGGCCGAGACCUCAUAUAGACUGCUGGCCCCGCAUACCGGCUCGGUGCCCCACGUUCGCUUCUCGUCGCCGCUCGCGAUCACCCAUGGCGUCUCCGUGUCUGCCCUGUGCAGAGCUCGUCUUGCAUGCCCGGCGCUCGACUCGUCGCUCACACACCUCUCCGCGCAUGGCUCCGCGUCCGCGCAGGUACCGCUUCCUGCAGCCCGACGAAUAUGCCGUCCUGGCGUCUGCAGCAGCCUACGCUACCGCCGCGCUCACCACCACGACCUCGGACGCUCGACCAGGCGGCCCAUCUCUGCGCGUCGACGGCGGCGUUCCUGCCCAGCGUCCGCUCACCGCCGAGGAGCAGGAAGAGAUUGCGGCGCAGUUGCGCGCCUGGGCUGGUCUCGAAGGGCCUGAGCGACAGGCCGAGGCGAGGCAGGCACUCGAGGAGCGGCAGGCCGAGCUCUUCGCCGAGCAGCAGCGCGCCGCUCAGCCUGGAUCAUCCGCUGCGGGCUCUGCCGGUGGGCAAAAGGCCCAGCUGUUCCCGCCGGACUUCGCCAGUCACUAUCGCACGCAGCUUCGCGCACUCGCCGAGGGCUACUACACGCGUCUGCAUCGCGAUGGUCUUGCUCAAGAGCACUUCGCGCCGCGAGCUGCGGAGCGAGCGGCGGCGCUUGCAGGCGGCCCGAGCACCUCAGGCGCAUUCUCUUCGACGCUGCUCGCACAAGAGCCGGGACGGGCGUCUGUGUAUCGGCGGUCGGAGGAUCCGCGCACUCGCGGUGUGAGUGCGCCGGCCGCAGAUCUCUUGCACCAGCCCGCGCCUGCGCCACCCGCCGGGCAAGUCCCGAACGAGGCGGCACUGCCUGCUCUGGGCGGGCAGGAUCCGCUGCAGCUCAUCUCUGCGGCCUCUGCGGCGGCCGGGACAGACGUGCAUUCGCCAGCGGUGAGGGACCAGCUCCUGCACUACGCGCACAGCCUGUACUCGACCGGCAGCACGCAGCGUCCGGCGCAGGCAGUUCAGGCGAACCCACAGCAGCCGACCACGAUGCUGCACCCCACGCUUCUGCCGCUGUUGCACACGCUGCACAAGCUGCAUCCGGAGCACUUGCCAACGCUGCUGCUGCUCUCGUGCGCGUACUACACCUCGGGCGAUCUGGCAGCAAGCCUGCACUACAACGACCGCAUCCUGCGCAUCGACAGCAGCUACGUCGAGAGCAUGAGCAACAUCGGCACCACGCUCAGAGCCCUCGGCCGCUGGAAGGAGGCCGAGAGCUGGUGGUGGCGCGCUGUGCGCCUGCGCCCAGGCUACUGGGACGCGUACGAGAACCUGCUCGGCGUGCUCUGCUCGCCGCAGCAGCCUGAGUCCGACGCAAAGCCUGAAGGCCCCGCUGCUGCUGCCGCUACACGUGGGCCGCGCUUCAGCGAGGCUCUGCGGCUCUGCGAGUUCGUCGAGGCGCACGUGUUGACGCGGCGCGAGGACAACGACGACUCGGCACGCACGCACAAGGUCGCCGGAGGUGGCAGCCACCCGCAGUGCAUGCCCGCCCACCUGCCCACGUCCCACGGCCCGCGACUGCAGAACCUCUUCUACGCCAAGGGGAACCUCAAGUACGUCGUGCCGGACCUCGGCCUCGUCCCGGCCGCGCGAGAGUACCAGAAGGCCGUCGAGAUCGUCCUCUCGCCGUCGGAGCAGAACGCGCACAGCCUGCGCGACCUCGUCGUUGCGACGUGCGUCGUGGCCAUCCUGUCGCGGCGCACCACAUUCCCCGGCCAUCCGCCAGAGGCGGUCAUCGAGGAGAUCUCGAGGGCCGUCGGCAUGGACCCUACAGACCCAGUGCAGGUGCAACACGUCGCGUCGGGCUCCUACGCGCACCUCAGUUCGCGCGGCAUCCUCGGCGCCGUCCGCAACGCCGGCGACCGCGUGGUCAAGACACUCCUGCGGCUCGGCGGUGGACAGCUACCGCUGCUCAUGCUGGUGCCCGAGGUGGCUCUUGAUCUUGCACGCGUCAUCUUCCGCGAGACGAACGGCAUGCUGCCCGCCAUCUUCGCCAGCUCGCAGGCGCAGCGUCACGCACCUGCAGCGCAGCACCAGCAGGCCCUGCAGCAGGCGUCACAGACCACCAGUACCAUCGUCCUCACGCUCGCCAAGCUGUUCCAGGACGCCACGGCCAACCCUGCGUCGAGCUCUCACGGGCCGCUCACCCUCGGCGGUAUCCCGCCCUCGACCUCGCUGCUGCUUCCGCUCUACUACCUGGCCCUCUCCCUGCACUCCUCUGCUUCGACUGCAAACAAUCUUGGCAUCCUGCUCUCCUCCAUUCCAGCGGUGACGCAAGUCGUAGAUGUCGCCGGCAAGGUCCAGCAGGUCAACGGACAAGCCCUGGCCAUGCAGUACUACACGCGCGGGCUGAGCCUCGACUCGCGGCACCCGCAUCUCUAUACGAAUCUCGGCUCGCUGCUGAAGGAUCUCGGCCACCUGAACGAGGCCAUUUCGAUGUACGAACGCGCAGUGGACUGCAACCCCACAUUCGACGUCGCCCUUGCGAAUCUCGGCAACGCCAUCAAGGACCAGGGCCGCACGCAGGACGCGGUGCAGUACUACCGGCGCGCCGUGGAGGUCAACCCGCGCUUCCCAGAAGCCCUAUGCGGCCUUGUCAAUGCGCUCCUGGCCAUCUGCGACUGGCGCGAGGUCUACUCGGAGGACAGCGCGCGGCCCGGCUGGAUGUCGGAGGUCGGCGCGCUGUUGACCCGUCAGCUCGAAGAGGGCUCGGUCUACGGCCACGGCGCCAUGCAGUCGGAGGGCUCGCUGGACGACUGGGUCAGGAUGGCCACGCAGGCCACCGGCGACUGUCGCCCUGAGACGCGAGAGGCGUUGCAGCGCCGCUUUGCGCCCUUCUUCGGUCCUCUCAACAGACAGCAGCUGAAGAUCAACGAGGGCUCAUUCGUCAUUCGCCUCAUCGAGCGGCUGCUGCGGCGCAGCCAGCGUCGCUGGUACCUCGACGCCUUCCAGGGUACUCAGCCUGAUCAAGCUGUAUCGCCCAUCGUCCCAAGCCCCGCAGACGCAGCGCGCUACCCAAGACUCGCCCUGCCCGCCUGCCUCAUCGCACCCAGCGUGCCGACGGUGCUUCCGUUUCACACAUUCACCCUCAAGAUCCCGGCGCAGCACAUUCGCCUCAUUUCCCACCGCAACGCGCUCCGCAUCACCCAGUCUACGCUUACGCAGCUCUGGCUUCCCCCGCACGUAUACCCGCCGCCGCCGCCUCCCGCACCGCGCCUGCGCAUCGGCUACAUCUCUUCCGACUUCAACAACCACCCGCUCGCACACCUGAUGCAGUCCGUCUUCGGCAUGCACGACGCAAGCCGCUUCGACGUGUUCCUGUACGCCACGACCGCCUCCGACCAGAGCCCGUACCGGCAGAAGAUCGAGCGCGAGGCGCAGCACUUCUACGACGUGUCCUCGUGGAGCAACCAGCAGGUCAUCCAGCGCAUCGCCGCGGACGGCAUCCACAUUCUGAUGAACCUCAACGGCUACACGAAGGGCGCUCGCAACGAGAUCUUUGCUGCCCGUCCAUGUCCCGUCCAGAUGCAGUUCAUGGGCUUUGCCGGUGGCCUGGCGUCGGGCUGGACGGACUGGCUGGUCGUCGAUCCGAUCGUGUGUCCGCCCGGCUCGACGUCUGUCGACCUCUGGCGCGCCUCUCGACGCGCGGCACUGGAGUCGGGCGAGCCACUUCCGUCUCGCCCAACUGACUUUGCCGGCGAUCUCGACCCCGAGGACUUCAGCCGGGACUGGGUCUACUCGGAGCGCUGCAUCUACAUGCCGCAGUCGUACUUCGUCUGCGACCACCGUCAAGGCUUCCGCGAGCCGGAGGUGCGAGCUGCCGUCGACGAUGCCGCGACUGCCGUACAUCCCCACGAGAUGAGCGACGAAGAGUCCUGGGCCGAGGAGGAGCAGCGGCGCUGGAAGGCUCGCAAGGAGUGAGUGCCGCGGCUGUGCCUGCGAGACACCGUGCUGAUCUUGUGCCCAAGGCUGUUCCCCUCGCUGCCGGAUGACUUCGUCGUCUUCUGCUGCUUCAACCAGCUCUACAAGCUUGAGCCUGUACGUCUGGUUUUUUGAUGCUGUGCUUGCGUUCUGCUGACAGUCUGCCACGUACAGGAGGUGUUCAAGGCCUGGCUGGAGAUUCUGCGGCGUGUGCCCAACUCCAUCAUCUGGCUGCUGCGCUUCCCUGCAGCGGGCGAGCUUCA
Molecule: messenger RNA, 4378 nt
Organism: Tilletiopsis washingtonensis
Lineage: Eukaryota; Fungi; Basidiomycota; Exobasidiomycetes; Entylomatales
Exons: 3
Coding region: 147-4115 (1322 amino acids)
Biological process (GO): protein O-linked glycosylation
Molecular function (GO): protein binding; glycosyltransferase activity
Source: RefSeq, a predicted model, not a curated record